Pseudopipra pipra is the source of this 11630-nucleotide messenger RNA. RefSeq names its product potassium voltage-gated channel subfamily B member 1 (gene KCNB1). Gene Ontology annotation, biological process: protein homooligomerization; potassium ion transmembrane transport; action potential. Bases 581 to 3166 code for a protein of 861 amino acids. The record is from RefSeq and is a predicted model, not a curated record. Gene Ontology annotation, cellular component: dendrite membrane; neuronal cell body membrane; voltage-gated potassium channel complex. Lineage: Eukaryota; Metazoa; Chordata; Aves; Passeriformes; Pipridae. The transcript has 3 exons. Gene Ontology annotation, molecular function: protein binding; delayed rectifier potassium channel activity.
GCUGCAAUGCUGGGCUCCAGCUCACGGUGGAGCUGCCCUUCCUCCGGUCCGCCCCGAGCCCGCCCGCCCGCCCCGCGCCGGGACAGCCGCGCUCGGCAACGCCGGAGCUCCGGGCUGCACUUGUUGAUCUCCGUUCCGAGGCAGCGGGAGGGAGCACCGGAGCUUUCCUUUGUGUCUGCACGGAGAGCGGGCUGGGGGCGGGGGCAGACGCGGCUCCGGCGCUGGCUGUAGGCAGGAGAGAGGAGCCGCAGCCGAGGGAAGGCCUUGGAAAGCUUCCUGCCGAAGGAUACGAUUUACCUCGUUUCCCUUCCCCUCCCCCUGGGCUCCGCGGACAGCCGGGAGCGCCGCCGCCAUCCCUCCGCCUUGAGGCUGCCCGCGGGGGGAUGCGAGCGGGGCCGCCCCUGCCGCCCGCCCCGCCGCAGGAUGUAGCCGCCCUCGGCCCCGCACACCCCGCACCGCCUCGCUGGGAGCCCGCAGGAGGAGCUCUGGGGCAUGGAGGGGAAGGAGAGGUGAGCAGAGCCGGCCCCCGCGCCCUGCCCCGCGCCGCACCUUGGAGCGUCCAGCCUGAGGGGGACCAGCGAUGCCUCUGGGGAUGAAUAAGCAUGGAUCUCGCUCUACUACCUCUUUGCCUCCGGACCCCACCGAGAUCGUCAGGAGCAAGGCCUGCUCCCGAAGGGUCAAGCUCAACGUGGGGGGGCUGGCCCACGAGGUUCUCUGGCGGACCUUGGACAGGUUGCCGCGGACCAGGCUGGGUAAGCUCAGAGACUGCAACACACACGACUCCCUCAUGGAGAUCUGUGAUGACUACAACCUGGAGGAGAACGAGUACUUCUUCGACAGGCAUCCCGGGGCAUUCACCUCAAUCUUGAACUUCUACCGUACUGGCAAGCUGCACAUGAUGGAGGAGAUGUGCGCCUUGUCCUUCAGCCAGGAGCUGGACUACUGGGGGGUGGAUGAGAUCUACCUGGAGUCCUGCUGCCAGGCCCGCUACCACCAGAAGAAGGAGCAGAUGAACGAGGAGCUGAAGAGAGAAGCUGAGACCCUGAGGGAAAGGGAAGGGGAGGAAUUCGAUAACACUUGCUGUGCUGAGAAAAGGAAAAAGCUCUGGGACCUCCUGGAGAAGCCCAACUCCUCCGUAGCGGCCAAGAUUUUGGCAAUCAUUUCCAUCAUGUUUAUUGUACUAUCUACAAUUGCCUUGUCCCUUAACACACUUCCUGAACUACAAGGCAUGGAUGAAUUUGGGCAGACCACAGAUAACCCCCAACUUGCCCACGUGGAAGCAGUGUGCAUUGCAUGGUUUACAAUGGAAUACCUCCUGCGGUUCCUCUCCUCGCCUAAGAAGUGGAAGUUUUUCAAAGGCCCCCUGAAUGCUAUAGAUUUGCUGGCUAUCUUACCCUACUAUGUCACUAUCUUCCUCACUGAAUCCAAUAAAAGUGUACUUCAGUUCCAAAAUGUACGACGAGUGGUCCAAAUAUUUCGGAUUAUGAGGAUACUCCGGAUUCUAAAGCUUGCCCGGCACUCAACGGGUUUACAGUCCUUGGGGUUUACACUCAGGAGAAGUUACAAUGAGCUUGGAUUACUCAUCUUGUUUUUGGCCAUGGGCAUUAUGAUCUUUUCCAGUUUAGUGUUUUUUGCAGAAAAGGAUGAGGAUGAUACAAAAUUCAAGAGCAUCCCAGCUUCCUUCUGGUGGGCAACAAUCACCAUGACAACAGUAGGCUACGGAGACAUCUACCCCAAAACUCUUUUAGGUAAAAUAGUAGGAGGACUGUGCUGCAUUGCUGGUGUGCUGGUGAUUGCUCUUCCCAUCCCAAUUAUUGUCAAUAACUUCUCUGAGUUUUACAAAGAGCAGAAGAGGCAGGAGAAAGCCAUUAAGCGCAGGGAAGCUCUUGAAAGAGCAAAAAGGAAUGGUAGUAUUGUUUCCAUGAACAUGAAGGAUGCUUUUGCCCGCAGCAUAGAACUCAUGGACAUUGUGGUUGAAAAGAAUGGAGAAAGCAUAACCAAAAAGGAUAAAGUUCAGGACAAUCAUUUAUCUCCCAGCAAAUGGAAAUGGACCAAGAGAACCCUUUCUGAAACUAGCUCUAGUAAAUCUUUUGAAACUAAGGAACCAGGAUCCCCAGAAAAAGCCAGGUCAUCUUCAAGUCCCCAGCACCUGAACGUCCAACAGCUUGAGGACAUGUACAACAAAAUGGCAAAGACCCAGUCCCAGCCAAACCUUAACACUAAAGAGUCGAGUCAACCUGGAAGGCAAAAGGAAGAGCUAGAAAUGGAAACCCUUCCCGGCCCUAUGGUGCCCCUGCUGACAACUCGCACUGACGGGAUCGUUGACAUGAGGAGCAUGUCCAGCAUCGACAGCUUCAUAAGCUGUGCGGCAGAGUUCCCCGACUCCGGGCGGUUCUCCCACAGCCCGCUCACCACCCUGCCCUGCAAGGGCAGCAUUAACGUCAUCCAGGAGCAGAGCAGGCCAGAGGGGAGCGGUGCCAGGUAUGUGGAAAUGAACCCGAGCUCCGAAGGCAGCCACCGUUCUGCUUUUUUCAUUGAAAGCCCCAAAAGCUCCAUAAAGGCCAGUAACCCUUUAAAACUAAGAUCUCUGAAAGUCAACUUCAUGGAAGAGGACACCAGCACAUUAGUACCAGCAUCAAAUGUACUGAGGAUAUAUCCAGACUCUCUCAAGAGCCGGGGAGCUGCUGCUGCCACAGAUACUUCCUUACUCUCUGAUAGAUCUCUCAUGAGCCCAGAACCCUCAAUCUACACAACUGCGAGUGCGAGAACCCCCCCAAAGUCACCGGAGUCACAGGCAGCCAUAGCUUUCAACUUCCAUGAUGCUGGUAUACACAAAUAUAUAGACGCUGACACUGAUGACGAAGGUCAGCUGAUGUACGAUUCAAGUCCGCCCGGAAAUGUGAGUCCCAAGUACAAUGUUACAAACAGUGGCUAUCUAAAGCAAAAGGACCAUGUUUAUAGAACAGAGAAGAACCAUCUAGAAGCUGCUGCUUUACCCACCUCCCCUAAGCUGAUAGGGCAGAACUGCAUUUACUCUAUGGAAGGUAUCACUGGAAGAACCCAGGGCAAUCAGGAGACUGUCAGACUAGAAAAUCACAUUUCCCCAGAAGUCCAUGUAUUACCAGGCAGUGGAGGACAUGCUAACACACAUGAUCAAAGCAUCUGAGGUGGGCUCCAAAAGAACUUACUGAAAGUUUAAAGGAAUGUCUUUACAGUCAACACAAACAAAAGAGCUUCUGCAUGGCAUGAACUUGGCUGAAACAAGCCACUUGUUUCUAAAAGUCUGGGGGAGGUCCAGUGUGGGUUUGUGAAAAUGUCCUUCUCUGAAACAACUCUAAAGACAUUGCCCACAUCAGUCAAAAAUAAGGAUUGCAAAUCAUGAUCACACAUUGAUCUCCUUUCAUGUUGUCCAGUGAAGCCAAUGUGACCAAAUAUCCAUCCAUUCCCCUUGAACGCUAGAGCUCCUUUUGGAAAUAUUAACAUCUGAUUUGCGUUAGUUCCAUAAAGGAUGCCAAGGCAGCCAGAUUUGAACUCUGGAAUAAAUUGCUGGGGUUGGUAUAAAGCUUUCAAAAACACAAUGCUCACUGCUUCAGGGCAGCUGUUCCCCAUCUACAGCUUUCUCUGAUGGAUAUUAUGUCUGAAGGUAACAGGGAACACUUGCAUUAUUGGAAAAUCCGAGUGAAAACCAUUUAAAACAAAUAAUGGUCUAGAGAAACCAAUUAUUAAAAUGCUCUCUGUGUGUUUAACAAUCCGAUAUCCUGUAGGACCUGAUGUUUUCUUUUGAAAUAUCAGCAGGGUGAGUUGCACCACUUGUAUCUAAUCCCAAACAUCCCCUAGGACAUAGUGAAACUUGCACUGACCCUCUGCUAAAAGCCGGUACCUGCCCCAGGGCCAGUGCAUGGCCCUCGGGGGCCCACAGCCCACGUGGGAAGGUGUGAAGGAGCCAUGCAGAAGCAGGACUCUCCAGGGGCACCGCAGCCAGACCCCCUUCCCGGUGCUGGGGAGCGCAGGGCUGGAAGGAGAGCUCGGCUCUUGCCCUCGGUGGGGAGGGAGAUGUGGCUGCGCUGCCCGCGGGGACGGUGAGCGUGGCCGGACCCCCGGUACGUGCCGGGGGCACCGGGACGGCUGCCUGGCCCCCCCUUCCAGCCCGCCCGCCGACUCCAGGCGCCAGCCAGAGUCUCGCCCUUGGCGUAGGAGAGGAACAGGUUGGUCCGAAGCUUUUUGCGCCCAAGCAGCGCAGUGAAAGAUAUGCAAGUGUUACAUAAAUAUGCAAAAAGAGGGAUUCGUUAGUGACCCGUCCCGGGCCUGGCUGUGCUCCCUCUCGCCAGGAGGUUGGACAGGAGAGGCUCCUGCAGAGCCAUGGCAUGAAGCAGCUGCGAGAGGCAGGAGAAUCAGGCCUGACGUUUUAAUAGCAUCCAGUCAUUUUUAAGUGAAACGAGAAAAAAAAAAAAAAAAGAGAAAAAAAAAAAAGAUCUGACCAUUUUAAGUGAACAGAACUAGCAGCCACCAGCCUAGGUUUUUAAAAUAUUAUUGUUUCAAUAAAGUUAUGUCAAAUUGUGUAGGAAAUAAUUUGUCUUUGGUUUUUAAUCUUGGGGGGGAAAAGCACUUUACGUUGACUUUUUGUUGUCGUUGUUGCAAUGCUGGAGUAGGAUAGCAGAGUGUAACAAUCAAGCACUUUAACCAAGCACUACUUUAAUUUGUGCCUCCUGUUGUGACUGUGAUUUGUUACACGCCUGUAGCAAGUCACAACCUGUCCUGUGAUAACUGUGAUGGUAAUCUUUUCUGUUGUUCUCUGUUUCUACUGUAAAACUCAACUGUAAAUAACUGUCGAUGAGCGUUUCCUGACCUAUUCCGAGUUCUGCCGGGGCGUGUAGCGAUCUGCAGGCAGCAGGUCCGGGGACGAGCUGAGACACGGGACGCGGGAGCGGAGGCACAGGUGGGAGGAAGACCCCCCCCCCAAGCCGCUCGAGUCCGCUGCGUUUUGUUCCUUCCUAUUGUAAAACCAAGCCGUUGGUUAGUCCUGAAUGUACCGUCUGUCCGUCCAGGCCGUGCCGCACUCCUGUCUGUAACCCUAGUGGUGAAUGCAGCAUGUACGGACAAAAGCAAUAAGCACAUACCUGUUUUAGCAACUACCGUGGGUUGCGGUGAGAGCUCUGUUAGGUGUCUCCUUGGCACAAACUGUACACACGGUGGAGUGACUCUGCUCUGCUCAGCCCACCCUGGCCCCGGGCGGUGGGACCAGCCCAGGGACCCGCUCAGAGCCGCCCUUGCAAGGCGAGACCCCCGGGAAGGCGCGAGAGUAAGACCUGAGCCACCCCCUCGGGAAUUACCCACCCGCAGCGAGAGACCUCGCGCCGCGCAAAGAGUGACGCGGAAGGUACCCAAAAGAAGUCCCAGGCACCGUGUGCUCCACAGGGUAUUUACACAGGGCCAGUUCCUGAGGUUUGUUCGCUUUUACUCUGCCUUCCCGCAGCCUAAACCACCGUUCCUCUGAGUGGGCUCUUUGCCUGGUGAAGGACUUUAGGAUUUGGCCAUAGUAAAUACAAGUGUACUUAGAGGAACCGACGUAUUGCUGAGAUACUAGUUAAGAUUGAGCUGACAUGAAAAAGUGAAGUGACUUUCCAGCAGAUAAGCUUUAAAUACUGAUUUAUUCUGUGGCUUUCUGAGGCCACGGAGCAGCAACGAGAAAUCUUAAGGAGAACAGUCUUAACAUAAUCUCUGUGUUUUAGUGAUCAUUCAUGUCUGCCAUCUGCACAACUGUAAAAAGGAGAAAAAUCAGGGAAAAUUUUUUUGAUAAAGUAAGUAAUAGUGAUUUCCAAGUUAAAUAUUUUUAGAGCUGAUGCUUUCAUGUGGAAAAAAAAGUCAUAUUUUACAUAUCACAAAAGUGAACAUAUUUAAAUAUAGCCAUAUAGUGUAGUAUUUACCACACUCUCAUCCAAAUUGAUGUAUUUGGUUUACAGAUGGCACUGACAAAAAUGUAUAGAUCAACAAUUCUAUCAUUUUUUAUCUGAUAGUCAACUGGUGCAACUCUCCUUGUAACCAAAGGCCCUCUGUCUGCCUUGUGUGAUCGCUCACGACACACACCUUAUGUCAUCUAUUUAGUCCUACCUUUAAAGUAGCAUUUUAUUGAGUCACUUUUGAAAGCCAAAUUCAAAAGUAUCAUUAAAAAUCUACCUUUUAAGUCUGAAUAGCCAAAGUCCUAUAGAUUUCUUAUAGAAAGCAAAUAAUUAAAAAUUAAGCAUAUAAUAUGCUUGAAGAGCAUUUCUUUCUUAUUUGUGUAUGAAGAUGUAGCUCUCAUUUUGUGCCCAAUUAAAAAGGAAGUAUGUUUAAUUUAUUUUAAUGAAAUAAAGUCUGAAUAUGAAGUAUGUAUCUAUAUAUGUGUGUGUGUGCAUAAUACACAUAUAUAUAAUGUAAGCACUGGGAAAUCUACUCUAACCUAAAGCUGUGAUAGACUAAAUCUGUACUCAUUGCAAAGGAAAGGCAGUGCUUUGAAAACAUAAUGCUCACCAAAUCCUAUAGACCCUAGAAAGACAAUUUAAUUUUAUAGUUUGUUUGAUAACAUGUUUCCCAAAGUUCAUAACAUUUGGGGAAAAUAGGCAGUUUCUCCUGCAUGCAGUAUCUCCUGAUUAAAGCAUGCAGUUUAAUCACUGAUAUUUGGCAUUCAGGUCUGCGAAUUUACUGUGCACCAUGUGUCAAGCAAGCUGACAGAGCCUCACCUGCUGCUGCAGAAAACUUCACACCUGAAAGGACUAUGUAUGUGUGAUGUCUGCGCUUGCUUGUAUCCUACACCAUCAACGUUGUUUUUAAUACAUAUCUAUAAAUAUAUAUAUAUAGAACAUAUAUAUAUGUGGAAGGAGUGGGUGCAGUUUUCUUAACCAGGAGGCAAAGUUUUAGCCUUGAACAGAGGAAAAAAGCCGUGACAUUGCAGUAGAUUUCUCAGUGCCUUUUCUUAGAAACUUCACCUAAGCACACUUAUGGAAAAAAAAAAAACAAAAACAAAAAAACAAAAAACAAAAAACCAGAAAACAACCCAAAACAAAAGAGUCUCCUGUGAAAUCCACAUUUUUCUGAAAGGUUCGAGAGUCAAUAAAGGUAGAAGAAAGGAGGAAAAAAAAAAAAGAGAGAGAGAGAGAGAGAGGAAAAGAAAACCCGUGGAACGCACAUUCCCUUCCUGAACGUGCCGUGUGUCAAAUGCCGGGGAAUAUCCGCCUGUGCGAGUCACGCAGAAACACAUCCGAGGCCGUCGGUUUCUUUGGCAACUAUGGCUGUGAUAAACUGUAGCCUUUUCUUCCCUUGCAGCUAAUAAGAUACACAUUUCUAAGGAAAACAGUAUUCUCUUCUGUAAAAUUGUAAUGUAUUGUUAAUAUUUGUACCUAUUGUAUAUUUAUGUCUUGACAAGAAUUAUGACUGGUACAGUUUAUAGUCAAUAGCAAGGGUAUGUAAAAACUCAUUGCAAAGACAAGGUCUCUAAAGCCACGUUCUCUCUCUGUUGGUAAGCUCCACGUAACAUGACCUCCACUAGUUUUUAACACCUCAUUUUAAAGCGAAUUGUAGAAUUACUGAAUAAAGCAGUCGGGCGAUGGAGAACCAUGUGGCACCAGUGCCCUCCUGCACAGUCCAGCCGGGAACGACGUGGGGACUUGGCCUUCCCCGGUCACUCUAAAUUAGCUCCAACCCCUUCAUGUUCGGGCAGUCACUUCUGCUUACGGUAAUCAGACUGAACUAGUGUUACCUUGGGUUGCUUUCGGAUCACCCACCUGGGGAGAAUAUGGCUUUAAAUAGUUCUUGAAUAAAGUACAGAAGUUCUAGUUACCUCUGUACCUCCUGCUUGCCAUUGUGUUGGCUUUAUAAGUAUCUGAUGUAUGGAAAAGUCAUGUGACUUUCAUGCAUUCCAGAGUAGUCUAUUUUUCUGUUCAGAUUUAAAAAAAAAAAUAAUUAAUUAUAUAUAUAUAAAAAUAUAAAUAUAUAUCUGUAUUUUUAGCAAAUUUAUAAUAUGGCGAUCAAGUCAGAUUUCUUCUUUUUGUAUUACAGAAUAAUAUAUUAGAUGCUUUCUUGGUGUUCAUUUACACAGCUGAUCCCCCAACCUUUCUGUUGUCAUUAUUUUCUUCUGUUCUGAUAAACACCUGCAACAUCCCCUCCUGGAAGUGCGUCUGCGAAAGGUCGCGGAGUUUGUCUGAUGUUGUCAUGUUUUUGUAUUUUCCUGUUUGUGGCACUUAAAACUAACCAGAGACUGCCUCUGGAAACUGAGAUGUUCCUUCUGAGAAACACAGAGCGGGCCAGACCCUGCCCUCGGUGAUGGCAGGGGAGGUGUCAGCCAACGCCACUGGCUGCAGUGUUCUUCCAGAUGCACAGUGAUUAAAGCUGAGAACAUAAAGAAGAGACAGGAUUUGAAUCAGGCAGUGCUCCCACCUUCAGGGGAGUUUUUCCUGGGUUUAAAACAGAAGUGUCAAGACUUUCAUUUCCCACUGGCUUUUGGAAUUUUUAUUUUUGGUCCCAGAGAAAAUCAGGAGAUGAGAAAAAAUUACGGAGGAAUGAGCAACCUGAACGUAAACAUUCAGAAAGGGAUUUUGAUUUAGUUAUGGUCAAGUUUGUCCGUGUACCUGCUUACUUAAUGAUCCUCCUUGCUCCCUUUACAGCUGUACCCUCACAGAAACUGAAUAAAAAGUCCAUGAGAUAAAUGUGCAUCCUGAAGCUAUCUCAUGGCCUGGUGAAGUUCAGCAUGAUGAAGAGCUUCAGACCCGCUCUGUAGCUCUGCACAGACAUCUCCUUUUGAAUGCACCCACUAGUCUGGUCAGUGACCAUGUUUUUGCCAAAGAUGGAGUUCUGGUUCCAUUUCCUGUUGUUUGCUUGAGUGAUUUUCCUACAUGCCCACCACAGUAGCCGAUAAACCUGAAACAGAUUUAAUUUGGGAAAAUGUGUGUUUCGGAAAGUCCAGAUACCACUCGAAUGAAUGGAAUAACCAGUAGACCCAGGCUUGCAUGUUAUUAAUUAUCAGCAAGGCCCGUUCACACAUGAAGAUAUUAAAGCUGGGUAGGAUUUUUCUGUUCUGGGAAGCAAUUAAUGCAAUAGCUCCCCAUAUCUGUCAUCAACAGUCACAUUAAAGGUCCCUUCAAAAGGCACCUUCCAUGUCAGGUUUGUUUGAGCAUAGUCAACAAAACCAUAGAAAGCUUCCAGUCACACCAGUCUUAACUUCAACCUCCCAUACCAGGACAGGAACGCCCCAAAUACCAACCAGCCCUCUGAAGAAGAGAUGUUUAUUUUCCAGCAUGUGUCUCAUACCCCAUGCUGAUCACAUUUCAGCUCUUGCACUGAAACUUUGUCUUGGCCAGACAAAGGAAACCUUAGGAAAACUGAAAGUCUGCAUCCAGGGUGUGUAUCCCCUUUGUUGCUGGUGUUACCUAAGCCACAAUAAGUGUCCUUUGACACCAAUGGUUGGGUGCCACAAGUGUUCAUAUCUGUAAAUACUACUCAGAAUUUUGCUUUGCUUGAUUCUGGCUUCAUCGCACAAGAAGUUUUCAGUCUAGAGGCUUAGAAGGGAAAGCAAAAGCUUCCUUUUUCUUUUUAACUAGAAAUAAUACUAUUGAUGCUCUGUAGGACUGAACAAGGAUUAACCUUUGUUUUUAAAGGGGUCUUUUCAAGACUGCAGUGACACUACCUUCAGAAAUUAAUAAUCAGGCUGGACUCAGUACAAAGACCCCUCCAAACUAGAGCCUCACAGAAGCCAGGGAGCCAAAUUUGCAAGAAAUGCCAAAUUCUUUGCUGCUGUAAGUAAAAGCCCAUUUAGACCAGUAAAGAAUUUGGACCCGUAUCUCUAAAAACUAAUGGAAAACUAAUAGCUUUGUAUGACCUCAGGGCUGGAGGUGUCUGCCCACAGCACCUCCAAGGAAACCAAUGGCGUGAGAGAAUGGGAAACAGAGGCAGGUCAGGGAAAGCCUGGGAAAGGAGCAAAUCCUUCAGUCAAGAGGAUGACAAACAUGUCAUUCCAAACUUGACUGAGCAUCCGUCCAUGUCAGCUCACUCGUUGUGGACUUGAUGCCACAAGUGCCAUCCCAAAUUCACAGGUGACUGUCCCUACAGCAGGACCACAAACCCAGCCCCAUGGUUCAACACCCUCAGCCCUCGGUCCAGGGGCUUACUGAUGCUGGGAGGACACCACUAGCACAUGGGCCAAUGGUUACCUUGGAUUGUGGCACAACCUCUGGUCCUGUUGGUAACCAGCAUUUGAGGCAAUUCACCCAUUCUUCUCUACUCUCUCUAUUUCAUUCAGGAGCUCUGCCCUUUAUGACUCUUCUUCCUGCAAUGUUUCACUGCCUCCAUGUACCAUUAGCCACGUACCGUUGGCUCCUGCCCCUGUGAUUUGUUUUGUUUAUGUCACUUUUGCUGCCUUGUGACAAAGAAGAACAUUUUUUUCCCCUUUCUCUGGCUUUUUGGUGGUGGGUGCAGAAAAUUGCUUUUGCAUUGAACCAUUCCCCACUAGUGUGCUUGGGGGAUGGGGGAGCAGCAUCUCCAUGUUACUUUGAAUUUUGAAGCCAUGGUACUGUACUCAGAAAGGCCAGCCACAGCUACCAACCAAACUCGCUUUCCAACUAGAUUAGCAUUAAAAAAAUACACCCCAACUUCCUGCAGCAGAAUCCUGCUCUCUCAUCAGGUAGGGGAAGCAGUUCCUGAAAGGGGAGAAAACAUCAGAGGGGCACUGUUACAAGUGCUGAUUAACGACGACUCCACACCCAGAGGAGGACCGGGGCUGUGCUGCACAUGGAGCUGCUCCACAUUUCCCAGGGCUCCACAUUUCCCAGGGAGCAGCCUCAGGCCCUCCUUGUCCAAAAGCCCAGGGCAGCUGCUGGACCUGCAGGGCCCCCGAGCCCGGGUAAGGGCUUCCCAGUGACACCUCCAAAGGGCAGCAGCUGAGCAUCCCUAGUCACUGAAGGAUAGGAAAGCUGUGGGGUUCCUUUUAAAAGAAAAAUGUGAUAUUUAACAACAAAUAAAAACUGGAAAAUGUGUUUCCUGUGCCUCUGCUGGUACACAGAGAUGGAAUUGCUUUUGUAGCUGGAAAUUAAAAGCGACUGACCCAGAAAGGGCAGACUGGGACCGGUUUCUCCCUUACCUUGCACUUUGGUUAUUUUAUAACCUGUGCAAUGGGGAAGCAAUGGGGAACCCAGGUCAGUGUGUCUGUAAGGAAGGGCAGUGCUUGUGCCUGACAGCCCAGCAGAUCCUGCACCUCUUGCACAAUCUCUUCAUUGGGUUAUAUUGGAUCCACCCGAGGGGCAAUGUGCCAGCAGAUGUUUUCUCCCCUUUUGAGAAAUGUUUCCAUGCCCUGGCACUUUGGGGUGAUUAUAGCAACAUUAGCCAUAUACUAGUGUACUUAGAGUCUUACAUUUUUUGUAACUUUGAUUUAGUCAUUCUUUGUUGAAGUUUAUUGACCUCUCCGGUUGUUUCCGUAAACAAAUUAUUAAAAAAAAAAUAAAAAUCCGUGUCUUUAUAUGCAUGUAGUAGUAUGAAACUGUGAUCAAUGUGUGACAUUCAGAAACUGUACUGUCUUGUAAAAUAUGUCCAAAUGUCUAAGGGUUUUAAAGCAAUGGUCCCUUACUACAGCCUACAGAAAUAAAUAAAAAGGUAUGGAUAAACCCAAA